This is a messenger RNA of Symbiodinium sp. CCMP2456, 5959 nucleotides long. Lineage: Eukaryota; Dinophyceae; Suessiales; Symbiodiniaceae. The record is from the annotation of a GenBank genome assembly.
GAUCCUCGCGCCCAUGGCGCAACCAGCUCAGGAUCAAGGUGACAGCGGGGUCUGGGAUGAUUCGGCGAUGAUGAUCGAGGCUCGGGUGGGCGCCAUGACGAGCAUCCAGCACACGAGCCUCCAGGCCACGACAGUGACCAUGCAGAGUAUCGGCGUAGAGCUUCUUGGAGUUCUUCAGGACUUCGGACAAGAAGCCACUCCGUACAAGGGUUCUUUCAGCGAGAAGAUGGCGGUGCCCAGCUUUGAUGCUCAGAGCACCGGAGAGGACCUGGGGAUGAGCGCGAGGUCAUACCUGCGCCAGGUGGAUGCCUGGUGUAAGGAGCUAUGCGUUGAGGAUUUGGCGGGUGACAAUGGUCUUACUAUCUUCAGGGCCUGGAUUCAAGAGAGGUAUCAGGAAGUGGAGGUGUCUAAGAUUGCUGAAAGCUUGACUGCAUUCUUCAAACGCCUACGACGACAGCCAGGCCAGACUAUAAGGGAGUUCAACUCAGCGUUCGAUAGGGGCCACUCGAGACUUCUUGAAAUCGAUUGUCGAUUGCCAGAGGUUGCCAAGGCUUGGGCUUAUUUGAACGCGCUCAGUUUGAGUAGUUCGGAAGAGUUGGCUUUACUGGCUUCGGUCGGGAACGAGUACAAUGUGGUUAAGCUUCAACGUGCAGCUGUGUUGCACGAGAAAUCGCUCCGCUCUCCAUGGCAGCCUCGCAAGGGACUUCAGCAGCAGGAUUUCACGAAAGGGGGUAAGGGGGUCAGGGCUACCUACAUGGCCGCGGUUGAUGAGGUUGAUGAGGAUGGUGAUGAGAUCCCGCCCGGCGAUGACGAACCCCUGGAAGAGGAAGAUGCAAUCGCCAUCCAUGAGGCGUACGUAGCUCAAGAAACAGCCAAAGCUAAAUAUCGUGAAAUCGCCAGAGCCAGAGGAGUUGAGCCGAGUGUGCUGAAGGAAGCGCGGAAGGACUCAGCUGAGGGCCCCUCUAAGGCAAACUUGGAGGACCGGCGAGCGCGCGCAAAAUCCAGGUCAUUUUGUGCAGGCUGCGGGAGGCGUGGCCAUUGGCAUAAAGACAGCACCUGUCCGCUUAACAGACCCGAGAAUCAGCAGUCAGGCCAUCGAGGGAACAUCGCCAAGGUGACCGGUGACCAGCAGGUGCAUGUGACGAGCUCGGCCGGUGAGGGCAACGGGAUAGUCCAGGUUGCCUAUGAGGUCGGUGACUCCGGUGGUAACAAGUUGUAUGCCAUCACAGACACUGCACGCAGCAAGACGGUCAUGGGUCAGGGUUGGUUGGAGGCUUACUUGAGGCUUGCGAAGAAUGCUGGACUUGAGACCCAGUUCGUGAACACUUCGGACGAUUUCCGUUUUGUGGCUUCAAAACUUUUCCGCGCAACCUACACGGCUACGGUCUUGAUGGAGGUCGGCGGUAAGCAGUUCGCGGUCCGAGCAGCAGUCGUCGAUGGGGAAGUGCCAUUGCUUUUGAGCCGAAAGGUUUUGAGCGCCUUGGGGAUGGUGUACGAUGUUGAUGAGAACACUGCUAGGUUCAAGCAUCUCGGUGUUGGAGAUAUUGCGCUUGCCGUUACGGAUAACGGCCAUCCCGCCAUUGUCGUCAAUCCGAGGGCAGGGCAGAGUCCUAAGUUCCCGUCUCCCCAAGAGUGGGCUGACAACGAGGUGAAGCUACUCCCUUUCGCCAGGAAGCAAUACAUGGCGCAUGCUGCAUUCAUGGCUUUCAGUACCGAGCAGAGUGCAGAGCAGCCUAACCUUGGUCAGAACAGAGAUCCGAAGCUUCCCUCGCGAGGACCUGUGGCUGGCUUGACACCCAAGCUGUUCUACCCGAAGAAGAUCAAUCCUACGAUCCGCAACCUCCUGUGUUUGUUCGAUCCCAGCAGUUGGAACACCGACCAGAGCCACACCAAACAAGUGACCCGCAACCACCACAUCCGGUUCUAUGGGUUGGUAGAACAGUCUUUUCUAGGGCGCCAACCAGUGCGUCCACUCCCGAGCUCCCGGCUAGCACCCCUGAUCUCGAUGGCGAGCUCCUCCAACGAAGCCCCGAAGUCGAUCUGGCAGAUGAACAAAGUGCAGCUCCUAGCAGAAGCUACUCGGCUGGGGAUAACAACGCAUCCAAGCUGGAGCACAGGAGAGGUGCGCCAACUCAUCUCAGACAAGAAGAAGGAGUCCAACGAGGAGGGGAACGUUCCGAAAGGACUCGCGUCAAUGACCAAGGAUCAGUUGAUCGAGGAGUGUGCCAAACUGGCAAUCAUCCCGCCUGCCGGGGCGACCAAGGGCCACAUGCAGUUGCUGAUUCGGGACUCCACUACGGCGGGGAAAGGGAGCUCAGUGGUGAUGUUCGGGAGGCACCAAGGGAAGCUCUUCAAAGAAGUGCCAAGGGCCUACUUGGAGUGGUGCGUCCUGGAGAUUGCGGCCAAGGGAAAGGAAGGUUGCUGCCAGGAUCUGGUCAAUCUGGGAUCGUACGCGGAGACAGUGCUCCACAAGAAGACGGCCAAGGCCUACAAUCCGGAGGAGGACCCUGCGGUCCCGCUUCCUCCGGACGAUGCCUCGGUGAGCUCGGCCUGGGAGUCGGAAUGGUCGGCGCUGUCGUUGGCGGCCAAGUCGAUGAGCGACAGCGCAGCGUCGAUGCAGAGGCCGUUUCCCCCAAAGGCAGCACCGAAGCGCUCCCAGGACCCAGUGGAGAGCACUCGUAUGCACCAGGAGAUUCCACCCGAGGCGAAAGCCGAGGACCUGAGCGAGCUGGAGGACGACGAUUUCCCUGAUGAGUCGGAAUAUGAAGUCGAGUCACCUCCGAUCCAUGUGCUCCCCGGGGCACGUGAUGAGGAUGUCUUGUCAGGGGAAGUUUUCUAUGAAUGUGAGGAGACGGCACCUCGUGACACAUACGAGGGAUCCAACGAACAUCGUGCGCGCGAUCUUCUCAGAAGAAAAGACUUCAGCUUUGAUGCCUGCGAAGGCCUUCUUGAGCAGGUCUGCAAGGAGUGUCAUGCUAGUAGGAAGCGCAAGAUCAACAGUGGGACGCAAAGUGUGGCGUUUGGAGGCUAUUCGCACGGCUGCCAUUACGGGGUGAUCCGACGCACCUACCAGCAUUGGUAUAUGACAAAGUAUGUGAAUGAGUUCAUGCGCUUUCACGGGGCUCGGGGUCAAUGGAGUAGCGUGCAAUUAUGCUUCAACUGCCACGUUGGUCCCCAUAAGGAUGCCCAUAACAUCGGUGAUAACUGGGCUAUCUCUUUUGGGCGUUUUGAUCGUGGUCGUCUCUGGCUAGAGCACUCUGGUGAGUCCGAGGUUCUUGACGGCCACGAGCUCCACGAGGCUAUCCUCUCGGACGGUUCGAAGGGCACCGGCUUCUUGGUUGACACAAGGCACAAGAUGGUGAAGUUUAGUCCCAAGACAAGACAUGCAGUGGAACAAUGGUCAGGUAGCCGAUGCAGUAUCAUUGCUUACACCACCCGUGGAUUGGGAGAGCUUUCCAGGCCUGAACGUGAUGUCCUUAGGAGCUGUGGGUUUCCACUCGGCAAGAGAGAGGGCACGCAGCAGUGGGAGAGAGAGCAUGUGGCUAGGCCCAAGAAGAGCAUCCGGCGAAGCAUCUGGAAGGGCGCACGUAGGGCAAGUUCAAUGUUGACGCUCGGUCUCGCAGCAGCUUCCUCCUACCUGUCCGAAACCAUGCCCCUUGGAAAGCCACCUCGCCAGGCAUGUUUGUUGGAGAUUGGCAAGGGGGACCUGACGCUCGACAUGUUAGAGGCCGGCUUCCAGGCGGUCGAGCCCAUCAGCUGGGCUGACUACGUCGAUCCUUGUCAAGUCCUUGAUGUGUCGAACACGAUUGAAAUCCUCAAACCCAACAUUGUCUGGUUCCAAGGUGAUGAUGAUACCGGGCGGGACUUUGACAAGGUGGUGGUCACAGCACAACGGCAACUAGAGCGAGGGGGUUCAGUUGUGUAUCAUGCCAAGAAGAACGAUUCUGUGUGGGAACAUGGAGCGAUGAAGUGUCUUAUCAAUGCGAAUCCUCAUUCCAUCGACGACCAAGGUGAUGCUUGGAUCCUCUGUGUCGGUGGAGCUCUUCUAGAAGCUGGUAUCUAUCCCGAAGGACGUGACGAUCCUGGUCACGAGGCUUUGGUGUCUUCGCAUGAAAACAAAAAGGAUCAUCAUGAUCACUUAGGAGCUUCAGCGAUCCACUUCGAGGGGAACGUUCCCAAGCAUGUGCAGACAGCUCUGACGAGACUCCACCAGAACUUGGGUCACCCGAAGAUAGUUGACCUUGUCCGGCAUUUGAGGUUUGCCGGGGCAGAUGAGUCAGUCAUCAAGGCCUGCCUGAAGAUGAGGUGUGAUGUAUGUGACCGAAAUCAGAGGACUGGGAGCGCAAGGCCAGCAGUACUUCCAUCACUACUCGACAUGAAUCAGUUGGUGAGCGUAGAUGUUUUCACUGUCUUUGACUCUGAGAGGGUGAGACACGAGUUCCUCUCCGUCAUCGAUCAUGCUACGACGUUCCACUUAGUCUGUGAGCUUGAGGGGCACUCCGGUGAUGACUUUUGCAGGCAGUUCACUCAGCUUUGGGGCAAUGUCUUUGGGGCCCCUGGGACCAUCUCUGCUGAUCUAGAAAGCGGACUUCAGGUUGGGGUGUCCAAGUAUGCGGAGUUCCACGGCUGUCGUUUGAGGUCUUCUGCAGGACAGGCACACUGGCAACAGGGAAUGAUAGAACGUCAUGGCUACUGGUAUCAGGAGAUCCUUCAGAGAGUCAUCGAUGAGAAGACUAUCACCAAAGAUGACAUGUACAUGGCUGUGCAGGCAGUGAACAGCGCAAAGAAUGAACUUCGUCGUAGACAUGGUUUCUCCCCGUCUCAAGCCGUUUUCGGUAAAGAUCCCAAAUCACCCGAGGAGCUCGAUGCAGGGGUUGAUGAGGAGAGGUUCAUUGAGAUCAUGUCGGGCGACCAGCGCCGGCAUCGAGAAGUCAGUGUUCGAGCCUCAGCACGAAUGGCCUUUUUCAGGACGCAGAUUGACUCUAAGUUUCGCAAAGGGAUGAUCCAGAGGGCUCGGGUGAAGAGAGGUGGUUACGCUGUCGGGGAGCUGGUUUGCUUCUACAGAAUCGAAAAGGUCGCGACCAAGCGCGGCCAAUGGAGAGGACCUGGGACGAUCAUAGGGCAUGAAGGCGGAAACUGGUGGGUCUCGUUCGGAGGCCGUUGCCACCUUGUCGCAGAGGAACAUCUGAGGCCAGCGACUUCCGAGGAGCUAGGUGAACUCUUCUCUACUCGGGUGGCACGCGAUGACCUUGAGAGGUUACUCGAAUUAGAUCCCGAUGAUCCGGAGACUUAUGACCCACCUGAUGAAGUAAUGGUCGGCCCCAGCGACCCAGCGCAAGAGUUCCCGGAGGAGUUCGAUGAUGACCUGGAGGACAUGGACUAUGAGCCUAGUCUUCCAAGAGAAGAGGCUAGGAAGGCCAAGAAAGAGAACUCCAAGGUGGCGAGUCAGAUGGGCAUCCUUAUCGCUCUGACUGAUGCACAGGGUUUUCGCGAAGGGGGCGGAAGGGCUAGCGUCAUAGACUGGAAGUCUUCUGCAAAUCCCCGCGUGUGCCGAUCAACUUUCGCAGCAGAGACGACUGCUUGCUCAGAGGCGGUGGAGAUGGGCCAGUAUGUGAGGUCUUUCGUCGAAACAGUCCUCCACGGGGAUCUUCAGAGGGUUGAAGCCCUCGCUGGCUCCAAGCUUCGAUGUUUGACGGACUGCAAAUCUCUUUACGAUCACUUGCAUCGAGAAGGGGUACCGCGUGUUCCAUCGGAUAAACGUCUGGCGAUAGACCUUGCCGCUCUUAGGCAGACUUUCAACUUGGAAAGGGUUCGAGAUAAGAUCCCGCUGUACUGGUUGCCUACCGAAUUCCAGCUGGCGGACAUCCUCACAAAACCCAAGAGUGCUGAUUCAUGGUGGGAGGUGAUCACAGGUUACAUCCGCUUACCGUUUGUCAAGAGAGCAUCCGGAACCUCCUGA